This is a messenger RNA of Alternaria postmessia, 522 nucleotides long. RefSeq lists its product as uncharacterized. The coding region runs from base 1 to 522 and encodes 173 amino acids. The record is from RefSeq and is a predicted model, not a curated record. The transcript is spliced from 5 exons. Lineage: Eukaryota; Fungi; Ascomycota; Dothideomycetes; Pleosporales; Pleosporaceae.
AUGGCAGAUCCAAAUCUCUACAAGUACGAAUCUCCUCUAAAGGGCUAUGAAGGCCUUGAGGCACUACCAGACGAGAAGGCUGCAGACGGGAAGUCGUAUCUGAAUCCACCAGCCGAGAUGAUAAGCGAAGCGUAUAAGUCUUUCGUAGCUCCUCUAGACAACGGCAUACGAGGGGGCUUUGACGCCCACAUUUACUUUCUCCAGUCCGAUAACGAAGAGGUCAAAUUCGCCAACGAGCUGUGGGAACGCAUACGUCGCGAAUUCCCUGAGCUGCGCAUCUAUCGAGUAUGGGAUCGACCUAUUGGCCCUCAUCCUGUUGCCAUGUUUGAGGUUAACAUAUUCACGCCCGAACAAUUUGGUGCUUUCAUUCCCUGGCUUGUCAUCAACAGGGGGCCUUUGUCUGUUCUGGUCCAUCCUAAUACUGAUGACGAGUUGAGAGACCACACCCAAAGAGCGAUGUGGCUGGGACAACCACUGCCUCUGAGCACAAAGUCAUUCAGAGAGAAAGAUGAGAAAUUAUAG